CUGGUCACGUGCCAGGAGUCUGAUCACGCCUGCGCCAGAGAAACAAGAUGGCGGAGAGUGCGGAAUUGAAGCAAAUGGUGAUGAGCCUUCGUGUCUCAGAGCUUCAGGUUCUCCUGGGAUACGCAGGUCGUAACAAACAUGGACGAAAGCACGAACUCUUGACCAAAGCGCUACACUUGUUGAAAGCAGGCUGCAGCCCCGCUGUACAAAUGAAGAUCAAGGAGCUCUACCGCCGCCGCUUCCCCACAAAGAUGGUAUCUCCGACAGACCUCUCCCUCCCGGGAAUACACGCCAGCUCUGGUGGGGCUCCCGCGGGGCUGCCCGGCAGCCUUGCCCACUUGGGAUUCGAUGGGCACGGCUCACCCUCUCUACUACCUGUCACACUGCUUGGGCCAAAGCACGAGCUGGGCCUGCCCCACCUGCCCUCCACCCUACACCCAGUCCAUCCAGACGUCAAACUCCAGAGGCUGCCCUUUUACGAUGUCCUCGAUGAGCUGAUCAAGCCAACCAGUUUAGCCUCAGACAGCAGUCAGAGGUUUCAGGAAACGUGUUUUGCUUUUGCGCUCACGCCUCAGCAAGUUCAACAGAUCAGCAGUUCAAUGGACAUCUCUGGGACCAAAUGUGACUUCAGCGUGCAAGUACAGCUAAGGUUUUGCUUAUCUGAAACAAGUUGUCCUCAGGAAGACCAUUUCCCACCCAACCUUUGUGUUAAAGUGAAUGGAAAACCCUGUAACCUCCCUGGUUAUCUUCCUCCCACCAAAAAUGGGGUGGAGCCAAAGCGACCGAGCAGACCCAUCAACAUUACCUCCCUGGUCAGGUUGUCUACAACAGUUCCCAACACCAUUGUUGUAUCAUGGACGUCAGAAAUCGGAAGGAGUUACUCCAUGGCAGUGUACCUCGUCCGACAGCAGUCCUCCUCAGUUUUGCUACAGAGACUACGGGCAAAAGGCAUCAGAAACCCAGACCACUCUAGAGCGCUCAUUAAAGAGAAGCUCACCGCUGAUCCUGACAGUGAGAUCGCCACCACCAGCCUGCGAGUCUCCCUGCUCUGUCCGCUUGGAAAAAUGCGUUUGACGAUUCCCUGCCGAUCACUGACCUGCUCGCACCUCCAGUGCUUUGAUGCUACGCUUUAUAUCCAAAUGAAUGAAAAGAAGCCCACCUGGGUGUGUCCAGUCUGUGACAAGAAAGCCCCAUAUGAGCACCUCAUCAUUGAUGGGUUGUUCAUGGAGAUUCUGAGCAGUUGUGUGGACUGUGAUGAGAUUCAGUUUAAGGAAGAUGGCAACUGGUCUCCCAUGAGAUCCAAGAAGGUGGUACAGGAAGUGUCAGCCUCGUCAAACGGGAUUGAUGAUUCUUGUCGGUCGGUUCUGUCAGAACACAGAAACAGUUCGUCCCAUGGUGGCAGCAGUAAGAAGGUCGAGGUGAUUGACCUGACGCUGGACAGCUCCUCGGAGGAGGAUGAUGAUGAUGAUGAAAAUGAUAAUGACGAACCUCCACCUAAAAGAGCAUGUCCAUCUUUAUCACCCACGUCUCCGCCUGUCAACAAAGGAGUGUUAAAUCUACAUCAUCAGGCAUCUCCACUGGCACGAGCGCCCAGCAUGCCUGCAGUGGAACCAAACUAUAUCCCUCCCCCUCCUCCUCUCAUCCAGGACUACCGUCACUAUUACCACACACCCAGUGACCUGUCAGAUUUGAAUUUCUUCUCAUUUUUACAAGGUGACAAUCACCAGCAUUAUAACAUGGUCAUGGCCGCUGCGGCCGCCGCAUCGGCCUCCGCACCCGCAUCAGAAGACCACGAGCUGCUGCUAAACCGUUUCAUGCCCUACGGCUCCUCUCAGCUGUUCCUGGAGCAGUCGGGGACGGUGCCAAGCAGCUCGCUAGUGCCUGCCAACGGCAGCGGGGGCAGCAGCAGUGGGAGCAGCAGCAGUCUGGUGUCCUCCAGCAGCCUCCGAGACAGCCACGCUCACAGCAACGCCUCCCGUUCACGUUCAGAUGCCGCCGCCUCUGUCAUAUACGGCUCCAUCCCAGAUGUCAUUUCACUGGACUGACCGCAAGGGGGUGCUUGGCACACAGACUAGCCUUUAUCACGAACAGCAGGAGGAUGAAGAAGAAGCUUGUGCACUCAUGAUUUAGACAUGAAUGAGACGGAAAAAAAAGAGAACAAAGACUUUUGUAAAGAGAAGAAUAAAAUUGCUGUGUACAGAGAAGAAAAAUCUAUUUUCAGUUUUACUUUUGUAUAUAAACAAUAGGACGCUGCCUACCCAGUGAGUGACUUCAGUUGGUAUUUUCUUCAUGGAUACUGAAGAUAUUUUUCACUGCUCUGUGUGUUGUUUCUGGAUUAUCUUAUUCUGUACCUUUUAUACUAUUUUAUUUCACCUCGAUUAUUUCAGUCACAGUAAUGAAAUGGCAGUCAUUUUCAUUUUUUGUUUCUGUUUAGUCAUGAGACUUCAGCCCUCAGUCAUUGUUUGAGGGAAUGUCAUAUUAUUUAAUGCCAUUAUCAUGUGCAGGUAAUUUAUUAUUGCUUUUAAGUUAUGUAGGAUGUAUGCUGUACAGAAGCAUUCCCUUAUGCCAACACAGAAUCUAGCCACGACAUGCUUGACGGAGGUCACAUCCUAUUCCAGUCGCACACUCUUUCUCAUCCUUUCGCACAUUAUGCAUACAAGUGGUGGAUUUAAAGAAACAGUCCUCGGAUUUCUUGCUUAUUUGCUGUUGUAUGAUUUUUCCAAUCGUUUUUUUUUUCCUUUAUUGCUCGUCUGUACUAAUCAUGAAGUGCGGUUUAGAAAAGAAGUUCAGGCACUAUAGCAUACCUCAGUGGUCUGUUGGUUCCAGAUUUUACCUGAAGAAUAAUCAGAAUUAUGUUGCAGAUAUUUAUGUGUAAGUAAAAAAUAAUUACUUUAGACGGGGAACUCGAGGAGGCGCAUCAUGUUGCGUACCACCAUACCAAGGUUUAUUGCAAUUAUGUAUCUGUCAAUCAUGUUUAAGUGUGAAGUGGCUUCACUUUUAAAAGCUGUUACUAAAGUCCAGCUACUAAAGUUUAGAUUCCCAGAUGCACUAGGUGGAUAUCAUCAUCAUCUAGAAUAGGGUAUCAUUGAAACCACUGCUUUUUGACUUUUUUAAUUACAAUGACCAUAAAUGUCUAUUAUUAUCAGUCAGAUUUAGGUGAUAAGAAUCAAAGAGGAUUUGACAGUUUGCAUUUUUAUUUAAAUAUUUUGGCUCCAUACACUGAGAUGUAGUCCUAAUUUGUUAAAUGUAAUUGCAAAACAGAUUGUUUCUGUGUAAUGUCAUAUUUUUUGCAAGGUUUUUAGUUCCCUAUCAAAGGCCUCAAUCAGCUGCAAUUGAAAUUGGAACAGACUGUGAUUGGUAACAAUAACAGGCAUUAUCUGUGACCCCCUCCAGUUAGCUUUAUGGGUUUUCAAAGUGCGUUUGGAAGGUGACCUUAUUGCAACAUUAUCUGUGCUGUCUGUUUUUGACUGUAUAAAACUGAAUUUAUUUAUUUUAUCUAUAUAUUAUAUUUUUACUAUUUGUUUGAUCAUGCAUUACUGUCAUGCAUUUACUUCAUAAUUAUUUUGAGAGCUCUUAACACAUGCUUCGCAUUGUACAAGUAUCUAAUUGUGUCCCUGUCUCUCAUUCUCUCAUAUUUUUGUACGAUAUGAGACACCUGAGGCAUUAAUUCCACAAUGUUAAUUGCUGUGUCAAAUUCAACAUUUGUUGAAAUUAAACCAUUUAAAGGAUAAAA
Messenger RNA from Misgurnus anguillicaudatus (oriental weatherfish), 3733 nucleotides. The record is from RefSeq and is a predicted model, not a curated record. Lineage: Eukaryota; Metazoa; Chordata; Actinopteri; Cypriniformes; Cobitidae.